UUUUGAUAGGACAAACAACCACUCCAUCCACCACCCCAGUACCCGUAGAACCAAUCGCCUUCUACGCUUACAUGUCUAAAUCUGAACCAACGCCGAGCAACCAUCACACUCUAAUUUUUGACGUCAUCAAAACAAAUCUAGGGAAUGGCUACAGUAAGUACAGUGGGACAUUCACAGCACCUGCAGCGGGGACAUAUGUGUUCACUUGGACAAUAAACACUAGUCCAGGAGGUGCCCACUAUUUAAAUCUUUUGGUGAACGGUGAUAUCGCGGGAGGAACACUUACAGACACAGAAGAUACUAACGACUUUGAUUCUGACUCGUCGACAAUUGUACUUGUCCUGAAUAAAGGGGACAACGUUAAUAUGCGGACCACAGCAGCAACAGAACGUUCUGCUUAUAUUUACGUUGAUGUUUAUGCAGUGACGUCAUUUGCUGGAUGGAGAAUUGGAAAUCAAUAA
Molecule: messenger RNA, 461 nt
Organism: Saccostrea echinata
Lineage: Eukaryota; Metazoa; Mollusca; Bivalvia; Ostreida; Ostreidae
Product: C1q-related factor-like
Exons: 1
Coding region: 72-461 (129 amino acids)
Molecular function (GO): protein binding
Source: RefSeq, a predicted model, not a curated record